AUGGAUCCUCAUGUAGCCUGGAAGGAGUACUUGAGAAAGAUGUGUUUCUCCUACAAUGACUCUUUCGAUAAGGAAGAUGAUAUGUUCAUAGAGACUAUGAGAGCAUGGCAAGCCGAGUCAGAGGAAUCGGAGAGGCGACUUUGGGGCGGUUCAGUGCCCAGUCGGAAGCGCAUCCACCGUUAUCGGCUGGAGGGCCAUAUGAGGUUGUACAACGACUACUUUGCUGAUCCCCCCGUGUACCCCGACUACAUUUUCCGUCACCAGUUCCGGAUGAAACGUAAUCUUUUCCUCAAGAUUGUUGGGGUGGUUGAGGAGAAGGACACGUGGUUUCAAUAG
This is a messenger RNA of Phragmites australis (common reed), 336 nucleotides long. RefSeq lists its product as uncharacterized. The record is from RefSeq and is a predicted model, not a curated record. Lineage: Eukaryota; Viridiplantae; Streptophyta; Magnoliopsida; Poales; Poaceae. The transcript is spliced from 2 exons. Bases 1 to 336 code for a protein of 111 amino acids.